AAAAAAAAAAACGUUUUGACGUCAGACGGUGCGUGCUACGUCAUCCCGUUCAGCGACAGAGAGCACGUUGGGAGCUGUCGGAGCCGCCUGUCUUCUUCUGGUACAGAAAUCUGUUUUAGCAGCGCACGCGGAGCAGUCUCGGAGACCCGGAUUAAGAGGCCGCGCUGAAGCUAACACAUUAGCCGCUAAGCUAGCUUCGACGCGUCGAGCCGCGUGCUCAAACUCUGUGUCACGUCUGGAGACCCAGGAGUCUUCAUCAUCAUCAUCUUCAUCAUGGCCGUCCGAGCGUCAUUCGAGAAGAACAACGAAGUCGGUUGUUUCGCCAAACUGACCAACACCUACUGCCUGGUGGCCAUCGGCGGCUCCGAGAACUUCUACAGUGUGUUUGAAGGCGAGUUGUCAGAAACCAUCCCUGUGGUCCACGCCUCCAUCGCAGGCUGUCGCAUCAUCGGGAGGAUGUGUGUGGGUAAUCGUCACGGCCUUCUGGUUCCCAACAACACCACAGACCAGGAGCUGCAGCACAUCAGAAACAGCCUUCCAGACCCGGUGAGGAUCCAGAGAGUGGAGGAGAGGCUGUCGGCGCUCGGUAACGUCAUCGCCUGCAACGACUACGUGGCCCUGGUGCACCCGGACCUGGACCGGGAGACGGAGGAGAUCCUGGCAGACACGUUGAAGGUGGAGGUUUUCCGUCAGACGAUAGCAGAGCAGGUCCUGGUCGGUUCAUACUGCGCGUUCAGCAACCAGGGGGGUCUGGUUCACCCCAAGACGUCCAUCGAGGACCAGGACGAGCUGUCGUCGCUGCUGCAGGUUCCUCUGGUGGCAGGUACGGUGAACCGGGGCAGCGAGGUGAUCGCGGCGGGAAUGGUGGUCAACGACUGGUGCGCGUUCUGCGGCCUGGACACGACCAGUACCGAGCUGUCGGUCAUCGAGAGCGUGUUCAGACUCAGCGACGCGGCGCAGCCCUCCGCCAUCGCCACCAGCAUGAGGGACUCCCUGAUAGACAGCAUGGCGUAAGGACUCCUCUGGAUUUCCUGCCAGUGGACUUUCAGAACAUGAAGCCGCCGAGCCGCUUCUGCAGUUACAUGAUCACUUUGUACGUUUUUCAUGUUUUUUCCUGGGCUGCAGUCCUGGCAGGAACGUGGGACCUGCUGCAGGUCUGCUGGUCCAUCAGCCUCUGUAGAUGGAUGACGCAGCCGCACAUACGUGUGGGAGUGUGAAUGUAAACGACGGUUCCAGAGACCAGGGUUUGUCUGAGGUCUCAUGGAUGUUUACUGUGUGAAGGACAAAGUGUAGCUUUAUGUUCAAAUAUCUGGUCUAUAAAAUAAAUCCUUUUUUAAUCCA
Molecule: messenger RNA, 1341 nt
Organism: Oryzias melastigma (Indian medaka)
Lineage: Eukaryota; Metazoa; Chordata; Actinopteri; Beloniformes; Adrianichthyidae
Gene: eif6
Product: eukaryotic translation initiation factor 6
Exons: 7
Coding region: 274-1014 (246 amino acids)
Biological process (GO): assembly of large subunit precursor of preribosome; maturation of 5.8S rRNA; cytosolic ribosome assembly
Cellular component (GO): cytosol; preribosome, large subunit precursor; nucleolus
Molecular function (GO): ribosomal large subunit binding
Source: RefSeq, a predicted model, not a curated record